AUGCCAAAUCCUAAUAAGCCACGUAUGUUGUUUAUUGUGACCAAAUUCAACGGAAACUUUCGCGAACCUUCUUCCUGUAACACAGUCGGAUGCACGGUUGGCCCUCCAUUCCUGUUUUCGGAAAAAUAUUUCAUUUCUGACAGAACAUUUAUGAAGGGGAUUCCCUUUCAGUACGUAAGCUUUAUAGUUUCGACACGAGGCUUAGCGCUUGCGCUUACGAAACCUCCAUCUCUUGCCCUUUACGGAAGUGAGAAAUCAGCACUGGCACUAGGCUUGUCCUAG
Haemonchus placei is the source of this 282-nucleotide messenger RNA. NCBI's taxonomy places the organism in Eukaryota, Metazoa, Nematoda, Chromadorea, Rhabditida, Trichostrongylidae. The record is from the annotation of a GenBank genome assembly.